GGGUCCGGCGGAGGGAGCGCGGGGCGGGCGGAGCGGCGGGAGCGAGGGGAGCCCCUCCGGGCACGGACACCGCCGGCAUGAGGCUGGUGAGGAAGGACCUGGAGAAGGACAAUGCGGGGCAGGUGACGCUGAUCCCCGAGGAGCCCGAGGACAUGUGGCACACGUACAACUUGCUGCAGGUCGGGGACAGCCUGCGCGCCUCCACCAUCCGCAAGGUGCAGACCGAGUCGGCCACGGGCAGCGUGGGCAGCAACCGCGUCCGCACCACGCUCACCCUCUGCGUGGAGGCCAUUGAUUUCGACUCGCAGUCCUGCCAGCUGCGCGUCAAGGGCACCAACAUCCAGGAGAACGAGUACGUCAAGAUGGGCGCCUACCACACCAUCGAACUGGAGCCCAACCGGCAGUUCACGCUGGCCAAGAAGCAGUGGGACAGCGUGGUGCUGGAGCGCAUCGAGCAGGCCUGCGACCCGGCCUGGAGCGCCGACGUGGCCGCCGUGGUCAUGCAGGAGGGGCUGGCCCACGUCUGCCUGGUCACCCCCAGCAUGACGCUCACCCGCGCCAAGGUGGAGGUGAACAUCCCCCGCAAGAGGAAAGGGAACUGCAGCCAGCACGACCGCGCCCUGGAGAGGUUCUACGAGCAGGUGGUGCAGGCCAUCCAGCGGCAUAUCAACUUCGAGGUGGUGAAGUGCGUGCUGGUGGCAAGCCCGGGCUUCGUGCGGGAGCAGUUCUGUGACUACAUGUUCCAACAGGCAGUCAAGACUGACAAUAAACUUCUUCUGGAGAACAGGUCCAAGUUCCUACAGGUCCACUCUUCCUCAGGACAUAAAUACGCUUUGAAGGAAGCACUCUGCGACCCAACCGUAACCAGCCGCCUUUCUGACACUAAGGCAGCUGGUGAGGUCAAAGCCUUAGAUGACUUCUAUAAAAUGCUGCAGCAUGAGCCUGACCGGGCUUUUUAUGGCCUGAAACAUGUGGAAAAGGCAAAUGAAGCCAUGGCCAUUGAUACCCUGCUGAUCAGUGAUGAGCUUUUUCGGCACCAGGAUGUGGCUACCCGUGCCCGAUACGUUAAGUUGGUAGACAGCGUGCGGGAGAACAUGGGCACAGUGCGCAUUUUCUCCAGCCUUCACGUGUCUGGAGAGCAGCUGGGCCAGCUGACAGGGGUGGCAGCCAUCCUGCGCUUUCCUGUGGCUGAGCUCUCUGACCAGGAAGAUGAGUCUAGCUCUGAAGAGGAUUGAUGACAGUGACUUCAUUCCACAGUUUCUUUUCCAUGUCAUGCUGAAAUGACAUUGAAGGCACUUCCUUCCUAAAUACUGUGUGCAGAUGUUCCAUGACAUGUAAUUAUAAGUUAGAAUACACAAAAAGUAUGUAGCUCUGCUGAGCACACUUCUUGAUACUGUUCUAUAAUAAGUUUUGGUAUACUGUGUUGACUGGUUUUUGCAAGUUACAUCGCAAACCUCCAGCAGUAUAAGAAACUAAUUUGGCUCCCCAAAGCUGCUUAGUCUAUAUAUUAAGGUAGACUGGUAGCCUGGUGGAGUGUGUAUGAAAAAAAUAAUAAACUAAGAGGGAGAGAUUCAUGUCAGACUAUUUCUGUUCAAGUGCGUGAAAAGACUAUUGAAAAACAAAUGUAAACUUCUUCAUGCAAGACCUAUCAAAACUGUGCUUGAUCUUCGUAGGAAGUUGCUGUUCUUCCUAGGAUGUGUCAAAGGAAUGGGGUCAGCAUCUUUUCUUAGGGCAUUAUGAGUCUAACCACUUAAAUAUUUCUGUGAAACACUUGAAGCAGUCUUUCAGAAAUCAGACCCUUUAAGGUCUUCCCUAACGUGAUACUAGGUGCAAGACAAAUAAUGACUCUCAGUCACCCAUUUUAGUUACCUUUUUGAAUCCUGUUACCUUGUGAGAUUGUGCUAAAGGCUAACAAGGUGUCAUUGACUGUAUUCUGCUAAAUUGGCAUUAUUUAGCACCCCGUUCUGAGAAAGUGUAUAAGUUCUGAGAAAGCACCCCAUAUGAGAAAGCCUUAUAAAAUCGGGACCGUGGUUUUCAUGAGGAAUCUUUUGACAACAAACACUUUAGUUAAUGUCAUAAUCUGGUAUAUUUCUAUUUAGAUACCUCUUUAAAAACAUACAUAAGAUGUGAUGCAGAAAUUAAGAUUAUGAAAUUAUAAAUCAGACUUCAUCCUAAGGUAAUGGUGACUGUAAAUGUCAAAAUUACCUCUUCAGUUAUUAGAUCUGGUCAAAGUAUGGAGAGCCACAGAGAGUUUUGUUUCUUCACUAGGCAAUAAAUCUUAGGCUGAGGAAGUCGAAAUUUCUGUCAGAUUCAGACAUAACCUGUGAGGAAAUUGUUUCAAACCAAUGUUUGAUGAUGUGUCUUCCAUAUAUAAAUAAGCAUUCCUUUUUUAAAUGUGGUGGAAGGUGGAAAACGGGAACCAUGGAAGACUUCUGAAACAUGGAAAGGGACAUAACAGUGGAACUCUAAAAAAUAAACCCACUGAAACUCUUAGUCUGGGUAUAAUAGUUUUAGGAAAGCAUUUUUAAGGGUAGUCCCAUAUGCAGUUGGUACUAUCUAUUGUUAGCUGAAAACUCAGCCUAAACUUCUUGAUAGAGAAGUACUUUUGAGUUAAAAGCCAUCUUCCCUUUUCCCACCAUCCACACAGUCUUAAAGAAUUCAUGAUCAGAACUUAUAUUAGAGGUAUAACCGUGUGAUUCUUCUUUCUCCAAAGACAAGCAAGCCCACUGAGACAAUUGCUUACAGUCUGCUUGCACACAAAAAUUUUGUUAUUUGAGCUUUACAUUUUUGUCUUUAAUGGUGUUGGGUGCUACAAGUCAUAGAACACUCAGGUAGAUUUCCUUCAGCAGUUAAGACUGGUUAAAUUAACUUCUUUUUUCUUUUAAAAAUUUGUCUACACUGGUUAUACACUUUACCAUCUAGAAAGCACCCUGAUGCCUGCUGCAUAGAGUUAAAUGUAAAGAGCAUCUGAAGGAGAAGAAACUGAUCUUCAAUAAAUAUUACUUACGUGCAGCAGAUUAUGGGCCUAAAUAAACUCAUAAUGUCUAAACAAAAUCAUUAAUUUCUUUAUAAACUGGUAUGAAAUAAGCUGGUAUGUUAGUAUUUCUCUUUUUUUCAGUAGUGCCAAUUUGUUGCAAUUAGAAACAAAUGGACUUACAUUCGAAUUUGUAGUACACCACAAAUUCACAGUUUAUUUCUAAACAGAGAGGCAAAUCAAACUGUUCUUUGGUUGUGGAAUGGAUUGCUGUUUUACCAGACCAAAUUGGUUCCACUUAUUCCAUUUUAAGCCAGAAAUUAUGAAGAGUUUUUGCUGUGUACUGCAAGAUCACAAUGUCAGUUUUGUGUUUAGUGCCUAUAGUGUAUCAUCCAGGAAAACAAGCAGCCAUUUUGUUGCAUAUUUAUUUUAAGGUAGAAGAGCAAACAUCUGGUAAGAAAACAUGAAAAUAGUGAUUCUUUGAAUCAUUUACACUUAGAAUUAAAAUUCUGUCCUGACUUUACAUUUUGUGUAUUUUUGGGUUUUUAGCUAUUCCUAUCAUGUCACUAAGUCUCUGAAAGAAAUGCACAUGGAGUUGCCCCAAGUAUGGAAGGGUGGGAUUUUUCUUUUUUUUUGGUAGCCAUUUUUGUAGUAAAAUAAAUAUACAAUCACUAUGUAUACAAAUGCAUCCUGUUUCAGGAAACAGCUUAAGGGCUUGGUACUGAAAGUAGGCUGUGUUCAGUAGUUGCAGAUGCUUGACCUGGCCAAGUUCCCGGGUUGCUAGUAUCUUUCACAUUUCAAGGAAUUUGGAUUAGUUGAAAAGUCCAUAUUGACAAACUUUCUUAAUGCAACCUUAGUGUGUGUGCAUAGAUGACACUUGUACAGAAGAUGCAGAAAGUGCUAGAGCCAUGGAAAAAUAUUUUUUUUUGUUAAAAAGUAACAUGAAAUCAGAUUGAUCCUGAACCCCGCUGUGCUCUAUAGUGAUUCAAAUAAAUUUAUUAGGCCAUAAUGCCUCUCUUGCAAACUCGUACUUUGGAGCAGACCCCAGUUUGUCUUGUCAUCUUUGAAUCCGUUUAUAAUUAUAUAAUUUUUUCUGGUUGUUUACCAACUAAAGUUUGGUGAAAAAUGUGAGGUCACCAUCAGCUACAGACCAAAAUAAUCCUACUAGUUAAGAAGCAAAAUAAAAGAUUAAUCUUUCAGUACAAUUGCAAGACAUUUAACAGUAUUUGAUCUAGGGAAUUCCUCGUCUCCCUCAUCUUGCCUUCACCCAUGUAUAAGUAAAACGCUAGUAGUAAAUGAUCUUUGGACCACUCUCUGACCACCACUGUGACAAGAACCCAUACCUCUUCAGCUUAAUUUGUGCUGGGACUAGGCUUGAUGGUUUUAAAGCCAUGUAAGUAAAUGUCUGAGGUAAUUUUCAUUAGCUACUGUUCUCUCAUAGGUUAAGUAGCCCUGAAUUUUAAAACUAACCUACCAUUUCAAAAUCUCGGUCUAACUUCUGGGCUGCUAACCUUAGUUUGCCUAUUUCUGUGGAGGUAUAAUAUACCUGACUUUUCAUUUGACUGAUUUAUGUCUUGAGCCUCUCCAGUUUUUUUUCCUGUAUGCCGCAUUAUCCAUCCAGAAAAGUGUACCUCUAUGCAUGUGAUUUCUUGUAGAUCACCCAUUGCAUUCGAUUUUUUUUGAGAUUUUCAUAGCUUUAUUUUUAAAGAAAACAAGCGUGUUUCAUACAGGAGUACUUACCUAGUUUUGCAGGAAAGAAAAAAAAUCCACAUAUUCUCAGAAUGUUUUUUUAUCUGAAGGCACAUUUCUACAGUGUGUGGUCUAGUGCUUCUACAAAAGAUCUAAGAAAAAACCAUUUUUAAAAUGUGGAACAGCAAUUAGAAAGUCUGCAAUUAGGAGUUCUUGUUUAUAACGUAACAUGAGAAUUCCUGCAAGACACAUAAUAACAAAAAUAUGGAGGAAUGGCUUCAAAAAACUACUUAUCUAUGUACUUUUUAGAUACAGCAAAACUUCAGAUUUGAUUUUUUUUCCUUGCUCUCUGAUAUAGUAAUUGCUUUUAUCAGUUCCCCACCCCACUUUUUAUUUUUAAAGAUAAAAUAUUUCUUUUAGAAUGAAGUUCUUAAAAGAGCUAGGUACAUCUGAGCUUUAGGUGGAUUAAAAAAAAAAGUUUCUUUGAGCUCUGCUAAUGCAGGGAAUGAUACAGGUCUGGCAAUCAUUCCCUUCUAAGUUCGUGUUCAAUAUACACCUGCAGUGUGAAUGAUAAAAGUUUUGAUUCUUUAAGAACCUUGGAUUUCCCAGUUCUGAUUUGAUUUAGCAGAUAGUAGGCAGAGAAUGGUUGACAGGGCUUUAUUAGAUUAUUUUUCAGUAUCUCUGUUUCUUUUGUAAGAGCAACAACUUGCUUUUAGACACUUUUAAUUAGAUUUUGUAUGGAAAAAUAGUAUUUUGAAAGCUCAUUGUUCUGCUAAUUUAGGGUUAAGAAAAUGCCUAACUAGUUUGGUCUUGUGAUUAUUACUGUGAUUCUUAAUUCAGGCUCUGACGUGUGUUGAGCCUGAGCUUUUUCAGUAGUAGAAAGAGUAAACAUAGGCUGUGGAGCUUCUUGUGUGACAGUUGCCCAAAGACUUGCUGAAUAAGGGUAAUGUUUAGUCCUGCCACAUUUUUUAUGCUUGAGUCAAGUAGGGCAUUGACUUGGAUUUGAGGAUAACUGCUUGCAUGAUAGAGAAUAUAAAGGAAAGAAACAUCUUCAGUCUAACAACCAAACUGCAUAUCCUCUGUUAACUUCUGAACUUGACUGUUUCAGAAAUCCAGUAUAGCUUUUCUGUGAAAAAACUGUCUCCUAAGGUGCCUUAGCCUAAAAUAAAGCAUGAGGAAAAGGUCGCUGAAAUCAUACUUGUUUACUCUGUUGUCUGAAAAUAAUUCUUCCUUUUGUCCCACUUAAGGGCUGUGCAAGAAACAGAGUGGGGACUGGUAUCAGAGCAGCCCUUUCUUCCAAGUCAGUGUCUUCUGGGAAAUGCAACAUGAAGCAGCAACUUUCAAGCCCUGCCAGCUCUUGUCAGCUUUUGCUGAUCAAUCUCUAAUUUACUGCCCUCUUUUCACAGCUAAUGUAAUUGCUGUCAUGCUGCUCUAAUAAUUACUUAAAAGUCAAAUUAGAGCUGAUCAUGAAUCCUCUGGUGAAAUAGCUGUUCCAUUAGAGAAUGUUAAUAAGUUGAAACCAGCCCUCCUUUUUAGGAAUGUACAUACCAGACUUGAUGGGAAGUGUUGUCUCUGGUCCAAAAGGGAAUUUCUAGUCAAAGCCAAGCCUGGAAUAGCGAAAAAAGGGCCUAAGGGCUCUAAGGAGUCAUAUGGAACAGAAGAUAACACAACUUAAGACUGUUUUCUGUUCCAUAAUUAACACUAGGCUAAAGGUGCUCCCUUUUCUGUCAUUGUUAAGUACAACUCCACACUAUCUAAGCAAAAAAAAUACAUUUUGUAUGAGAUAGCUAAGUCACAUCUGGCUCAGGUAUGACACCUCUUGGGAUGAGGGAGGCACUUUUCAGAGUUCUGGAACUUGACAGGAAAUCUGAACUUGAUCCUGAACUUUAGAUCCUUGACAGGAUCUGAACUUGACAGGAAAAUAAUUGAAAGCUGGGCAGACUUUUACUGAGAGGGCUUGUAUACAAAGAUAUGUGUGUGUGUGUGUGUGUGUGUGUGUGUGUGUGUGUGUGUGUGUGUGUAUGUAUUAAGAAAAAAGCUAACUUGACUCUUAGCUUGUAGUUGCUUUGGUAAAUGAAGGAAUGUCUUGGGAUACAGAGUUGGCAACUAUCUUCAGGACUCAAAGAUUUGUUUACAGUAGGAGGAACUUGGUAACAAGUGAUAAAUUCAGGAUUUCUGGCAGUUGUUCCAUGCUCAUGGACAUUGCCUUCAAUGGUUUCUGAUGCUCUGAAAGCUACAGCAGGUUUUGCUGAAGAAAAUUGCCUUUUCUUUGGCCUGCAGCGUUCAGCCUGGUGGCUUCAAGUGUUUUAGAUAGUUUAGUUUAGGUGUGAGAGAAGUUAAUUAGUUGCAUUUGUUGAUCUUGCCCAAAUAGUUGUCAUAAGACCAUUUCCAUUCCCAUUUGCUAAAGAAAACUAGUAUAUCCCAUAUAAUUUUUCAUCUCCUGAGUGGAAAUUGCUGUUCUGAGAUAGGGUGUCUAAGAGAAACUGAAAUGGACUCUGCAGAAACCCUGCUGGGUGAACAUCAGCUUUCUGCCAGGACAGUGAAGUCUCCUGGGGCAGUGGCUGCCCUUGCUGCAAGGCUGUAUGUAGGAGCUACUGGGACAGCAGUGGUGAGAGCUAGAAAAAGAGCAGAUGUAUCAUGAGGGAACUUAUCCAAGUUCCAGAGCUGUGAGAGAAGAUGAAAAGCUAUGGUUUAAUGGAAAACAUGAGGUGCUGAUUUGGGUAUGUGACUCCUUCCCGAGGGAAAGAUGCAGUGAAUGUUUGAAGUAUCUGUACUCAGUUCUAACAACUCAUGCUCAGUUGAGGGUAAGAUGCCAGCUGAUGUGAUUAAGCUCUUUGUGUGUGUCUGAGGGAGAGGAGCCUUGAGCCUGAGGCGAGACUUGAAAUUGAGAUAUUGAGACCUUGGUAAUCCUGCCACUAUGGAGUGACUAAUUUCUGACAAGCCUGCUACACCAGUGUCAAAUGUGGAGUCAUUGCUGUAUCUGAGGCUUGCGAAGGACUGGUUUUGUUUUCCUUUCAUACCUGUCUGCAAACCACGUUCUUUUUCAAAAUAAUUGCUUUGUGAAACAAAUACCUCACUGUGUCAUGUUGGCAAUAUGUGUGAAAAGCCAAGGAAAAAUUCCUAGUGAGGUAUUAAAAAAAAAAAAAAAAAAAACCAACCAACAAAACCAGCAGAAGAUAAUGAAAUAAACUUUUCAGAGGUUUUGGGGGGUGCCUUGCGAGAAGAAGAAGAGAAAGACAGAUAAAACUAUAUAUAACAAAGUUUGUUGAUGGUUUUUAACAUCUUUUCAAGUAAUUUCAACUAAAGGACAGUUUUUAAAGAUAAGCAGACUGGUGAGUCAAUCAAAUGACAAGUUCUUAAACUUUUCUUUGGAACAUUCCAGAAAUCAGUUAUUAAAACUCUUAUUAAUACAGUCAAGCAUUGUGAUCUUGGUAAACAACUGAGUUGUGAUUGCAUAAGUUGUUGCAAGCUGUCUGCAUAUGUUUUAUGCAAGUUUGCAUGGUUCUGUGUAUUUUUCUUAUGAGACAAAGCGUUUUGUUAGAAGAACAAAGUUAAGUGUUAAGAAAGAACAAAAUUAAUGUUGGCCACUAAUGCUGACAACUGUGAGUCUAAAUUUUCCUAAUUCUGAAGACAAUUUCUAAUUGGUUUUUUUUUGGGGGGUGGAGGGGGGAAGAGUGUGGAAAUUGUCACUGAAAAAUGCUUAAUGCCUUAGGCCUUAGCAUUUUGAAAAUGAGCUUUUCACUUCUAGAACAUUUUUUAAACUACUUUGUUCUUCCCUAGUUUAAGCACUUUUUUUUUGACAUAAGAACUGGCAAGAAAUAAUGUAUGUUAGAGAGCAGAAAGUUCCUACUACUGGAAAAAUGAGAAAUUGGAACAGCCUUGCAGUCAGAAAAAGCAGAGCAAAAGGUCACUUUUAUAUGGAAUUUUUUUUACCCUGAAAAUAUUAUGUAGUUGCCAGCAACAGAUAGGAAUCAAUUCUAAAAGCAGUCCUGCACCCCAUGCUUGGAACAGAAGCAGAGCACUUGCUGUUUUUUUUCUACUAGAGCAUUGCCUUGCCCUCUUUGUAUCUGUCCAAUUCUUAGCAUGUUUGUUCGCACCUCAUCUCAACAAACACACCAGAUUACACCACAACACUGACCUGCUGUCAGACAGGGAUUAGCUAAUGAUGCAUCUGAGCUAAUGAUGCAAAAAUGUUUAGAUUGGUACCUGAUAAGGUUUUAAUGAGUACUUUCAGUCUCUGCCAGUUAGGUGUCCUCCAGGAGCUUUAAAGGUUAUUAAAAAAUAAUUUUCAGUGUUUUAUUUGUAAACAUGAGGUGUCAGACAAGAUAUUUAUCACUAAAUGUGUUUCCUUUAGAAAGAAUGUUUUCUCUAAUCAUUCUGAAAUCAGUUGCUGUGAGUUGCUCCUCUGUGUCCGUCAGCACAGCUUGGAAAAAUUUGUUUCAUACGAAGUCUGCUGUGGUACCCAAAGAGCUAUAGACCAAAGAAGAAUAAAAAGAGCUCAGCAUUAGUACUGCUGUGCUGCCUCAUAGCUGGGCAGGAAGGAAAAGCUGGAAGUGAUCUGCCGGUCUCUGCUGCUGAAACUAUAGCUGAGGUGCUACUUGUGUUAGCUGAUGUUAAAUGGGUGAUAAGGUAGCACUUAUUUGCAAGAGGGGUGUUGUGAGACAUAAGGUGAUGGCAUGCGGGUGAUUUGCGCCUUUUAGAAAGUCCUUUUCUUCACAAGAAACUGUUGACUUGAGAAGACUGAGUAACUUUUAACCCCAAAACUUCAAAGUGGUAUCUACACAAGAAAAUAAAAUUUUAUGACUAUUAAACUUCUAUGGUACUUCUGUGUAGGUGAUGCAGAUGUUUGAAAGAAAGAGUAAUGGAUUCUUUAUGGAAGUCCAGAUACCACGAGGGUGCUUUCAGAACAGGCCUGGUCCGGACAAAUAUCUUUAAAGUCAUAGGUGUACUUCAGUGCUGUGGGUGGGAAAUGUAAGUUAUUAGUGCCAGUAAUUCAUGUAGAAAACUCUAUCUUAAACUUCAUCUAAAAAACAGGAUGUUUUCCUACCUCUAGGAUCCACCUUUAAUUUUUUGGAGUGGAAACAAACCUUCCUUUUUUAAUCUCUUCAUGGCUAGUUCCAAAUUUCCCUGAAUUGUUUUUGACCGAUAAAAUAUUUGAUGUAAAAAGACCUAGGAUUAAUUUUGCAGUGCUUUCAACUGGUUUGUCUGGUUUCCCUACAGCAACACUAUAGCAAAAGAGGUGUUUAUGCUCUUACUAGUACUUGAGUGCCACAGUCUUUAAAUAGAUAUGGCUGGUGAUGCAUAUUAUGCUAAAGUUUCCAGUAUGUGUUUAAUCAGUAUUAGUAAUUCAUGGUGAUAUACUAGAUUUGGGAGAAUUUAUUAACUUUUUAAUUGAAAAAGGUAUCUUGACUAUAAAAAUAUGCCACCUAAAAGAAGAAUAUUAAAUAUCCGUAAACCUUUACUGCAAUUUAAAAAGUUACUUUAUUUCAUACCUUCAGUGUGAAAUCACAGUGAUCUUGAUCAUGUAAUAGAAGGGUUAACUUUGUUCAUAAAAUCUUAUGUGUAUGAGGGAGUCAGAAACUUUUUAUUGUAAUUAAACAAGAGGAGUUUCACAGACAGCUUGCUAAUCAAGCGUCAAUAAACAACUGAUAAGAACUGCACCUUUCAUCUCUAACAAAUACCAGACGACCACUUAACAGCCACGAACUCAAGCCACAAACAAAUUUACAUCCAAAAACCCGGGACUUGAGAAUAUAUAAAAGGAGCAUUUACUACAUUUCAGGGUGUGCCUCGGCAGGGCGCUUGCCUUCCAGGCCACCCAGCGCUGCUGUUUUGCUUUAUUAUCGCUUGCUUAAUAAAUUUAUCAAUGUUUAAUUGGAAUUGAGUUGUCUAAAUUCUUAUACUAACUUAUAACAAUCAUAUGCUCCUCCAAACAUGUCACACGUGAUUCUUUCAGGGAAUAAGUUUCUAGCAUACAGUUAGAGGUCCAUCUUUUAUGCUUAUUUCAGCUGAUUGAUACCAGUGGAAGUUGACAUUUUGGUUUAGUCAUUUUUCUGAUGAACUCAAGUGAACACGGUAUGCCAUUUCCUGACUUACUGCUCCAUGAACCCAUUUACAGAAAGUGUGGUUUUAUCUGUUGCCUGUAAAUUAUGCUCACCUCACAGAUAGACUGGAGAUUAGCUACUAUUAAAUAAAAUGUCAAGCUUAUGAAAGUCCUUUUGAUUGUCUGAGACUGUUGCAGUUUGGUCAAGGCUUGUCUGGAGCAUAGGCCUGAAAAGGCCCCUGCCAGAAACAAGUCAGGGCUUGUCAGAGCUAAGUUGGGACUGCUUAGACAUUAAGGCUGUGCUGACCAAAAAGAAAUAAUAAGUCAAGCAGAACCGAGACAAGAAAAAUUUGCAAGUAGAGAUAGGAUGUAAUCUGGUGGUGGGAUUUAAUUACACGAUGUUUACAGUUAGGUAAAUGGAUUAACAGUCAGGUAAAUGGAUUAAUAUUUGAAUGUAAUCAAAGUGAUAUGUAAGUUUAUGUUUAACUGCUAUGUCUCCUGUGAAAUGUAAAACCAAUCAUGUAACCUUGCUUGGAAAAUAGUAUAAAAGAUGCGUUCAAAAUGUGGGUCUUUGGGUACCUGUCUUGGGACAGGAGUCCACAGGGACCCCGGGCCCUGAAUAAAGCACCGCAUAAACUGACA
Myiozetetes cayanensis is the source of this 11348-nucleotide messenger RNA. It is a transcript of the gene PELO, whose product is annotated as pelota mRNA surveillance and ribosome rescue factor. The coding region runs from base 78 to 1235 and encodes 385 amino acids. The transcript has 2 exons. Gene Ontology annotation, cellular component: cytoplasm. The record is from RefSeq and is a predicted model, not a curated record. Gene Ontology annotation, biological process: nuclear-transcribed mRNA catabolic process, no-go decay; ribosome disassembly; nuclear-transcribed mRNA catabolic process, non-stop decay. Lineage: Eukaryota; Metazoa; Chordata; Aves; Passeriformes; Tyrannidae.